Molecule: messenger RNA, 2871 nt
Organism: Capra hircus (goat)
Lineage: Eukaryota; Metazoa; Chordata; Mammalia; Artiodactyla; Bovidae
Gene: VNN1
Product: vanin 1
Exons: 8
Coding region: 18-1523 (501 amino acids)
Molecular function (GO): hydrolase activity, acting on carbon-nitrogen (but not peptide) bonds, in linear amides
Source: RefSeq, a predicted model, not a curated record
AGUCGCUGGACUUCAGCAUGAUUCUGUCUCAGUUGCUGAACUAUGUGGCCGUUUUGUUUUUCUGUGUCUCCAGAGCCAGCUCCCUGGAUACCUUUAUUGCAGCUGUUUAUGAGCACGCAGUCAUAUUGCCUAAUGCCACCCUUGUGCCAGUGUCUCCUGAAGAGGCCUUGGCAGUAAUGAACCGGAAUUUGGAUCUUCUGGAGGGAGCAGUGACGUCAGCAUCGAAGCAGGGUGCACAUAUCAUUGUGACCCCAGAAGAUGGCAUUUAUGGUUUUAACUUCACCAGGGAAUCUAUCUACCCAUACUUGGAGGAUAUCCCAGACCCUCAAGUGAACUGGAUCCCUUGUAAUAAUCCUGACAGAUUUGGUCGCACCCCAGUGCAACAAAGACUCAGCUGUCUGGCCAAGGACAACUCCAUCUACAUUGUGGCAAAUAUCGGGGACAAGAAGUCAUGCAAUGCCAGUGACCCUCAGUGUCCCCCUGACGGUCGUUACCAAUACAAUACUGAUGUGGUGUUUGAUUCUAAGGGAAAACUGGUGGCACGCUACCACAAGCAAAACCUUUUCUUGAAUGAAGAUCAAUUCAAUGCCCCCAAGGAACCCGAGGUCGUGACUUUCAACACCACCUUUGGAAAGUUUGGCAUUUUCACGUGCUUUGAUAUUCUCUUCCAUGAUCCUGCUGUGACUCUGGUGAGAGAUUCCCGUGUGGACACCAUACUCUUCCCAACAGCUUGGAUGAAUGUUUUGCCACAUUUGUCAGCUAUUGAAUUCCACUCAGCUUGGGCUAUGGGCAUGAAAGUCAACUUCCUAGCAUCCAAUCUACAUUACCCCUUGAAGAAAAUGACAGGGAGUGGCAUCUAUGCACCUGAUUCUCCACGAGUAUUUCAUUAUGAUAUGAAGACAGAGGAGGGAAAACUUCUCCUUGCACAACUGGACUCCCACCCACACCCCACGCCAGUGGUGAAUUGGACUUCCUAUGCCAGUGGUGUAGAAGCCCACUCAAUGGGAAACCAGGAAUUUACAGGCACCGUCUUUUUUGAUGAAUUCACCUUCUUGGAGCUCAAAGAAAUUGGAGGAAAUUACACAGUUUGUCAGAGAGAUCUCUGCUGUCAUCUAAGUUACAAGAUGUCUGAGAAAAGAUCAGAUGAAGUUUACGCCCUGGGAGCAUUUGAUGGACUACAUACUGUUGAAGGAAGCUAUUAUUUACAGAUUUGUACUCUGCUGAAGUGUAAAACAACAGACUUACACACUUGUGGUGACUCAGUUGAGACUGCUUCCACCAGGUUUGAAAUGUUCUCCCUCAGUGGCACGUUCGGAACCCAGUAUGUCUUCCCAGAGGUGUUGCUGAGUGAAAUUCAGCUUGCACCUGGAGAAUUUCAGGUAUCAAGUGACGGACGCUUGUUCAGCCUGAAGCCAACAUCUGGACCUGUUUUGACAGUGACUCUCUUUGGAAGGUUAUAUGAGAAGGAUAAUGCACCAAAUGCUUUAUCAGACCUCACGACACAAGCGCUAAGGUAUUUGUGAUGCUCACUUGAUACCAACAGCUCAAUCCAAAGACAGAAGCAUGAAAAGUAAAUAAGGUCUAACGCGAAACAAUGCUGAAUGGGAAGGAGGAAAGAAAAAAGCAGAGGAGGAAAACCGUGAGGAUUCUCCAUAAUUUAAUAAAAAUAUGGCACUUUCCUUAAAAACUAAAAAUGAAGGCUCUUAAAAUGGAUGAUAAUGCAAAAGACACGUGUUCAUUCAUACAUUUGCACGCACACACACACAGAUAUACCCCAAUGACUAUACACAGAGGCCCUAGCACUUAUGAAGGGGCACCUAGUUGGACACAGGUGCAGAUUAAAAUGUGAGUCGGUGUUUUUUGUGCUUCUAGAAAAGUGCUUAUGGGAGAAAGGUUUGUUUGGGUAUGGUGAUCUCAAACAGGAAACACUAUGCAUCUCUUCAAAAGCCAACAAUCAAAAAUGCUAUCCUACAGGAAAAUGAGCCUGCUUACACUUGGAGGUCUGAGUUCUCCUGCUCCACAGUCUCAUGUUCCUUCAGCCUCCAGGCAUGGCAGGAGCACUUGGCUGCUGUAUGUACUUUCUACUCAUAGUUCACAACUUGGUAAAUUUCAACGGCCUGGGUUAAAGACUUUGUGAGCUUUCCUAAUGAUGGACUAUGGUUUUGGCUUAAUCUUAGAAAACUUAGAUUUCCUACAGUCAAACAUUUCCUGGGCAUGGAUGCUGGAGAAAGCAAGGGCUCCUUAACCUGAUUCAUACCCCAUGGGGACAUGAAUGGUGUUAGGGCCAAUGGGACUCUGUGUCUGGUGGUGUGCUGACAACAGUUGACCUGGACUGAUGGGAUUCUUCAUGCAGGUUUGAGACAGGAUGCUGGGUGAAUAGACCCAGAUGCCAGACCAAGAUCUGGGCCAGUUAAGCAGCUAGCUAUAGCUCUGGAUAUGAAAGCUAUGAUCAUGAAGACACAUAUUAACUGCUGUAGAACACUGACUGGAGGAGCCAACAGACUGUCACUCUCUUCAUCCAACUCUGUGUCUUUUUCUUUAUUCCUUACUAAAUGCACCUUUGUGAUGAUGGGAGACCUACUUCAAUGGCUUAUUUAAUAGAGACUUAAUGAAGCCAGUGGAGUUGGGAGAGAGUGAUUACUCUGGGCUUAAGGUAGGGACAUUUUCUUCAUCUCAAUUCAUUUUUUUUUCAUAAAAAAAUCCCCCAAACUGUCAAAAUGUUGCCAUAGUAUUUUCUUUUUUCCUUUACUAAAAGUAUUCACUUUCAAGUUGGUGGAGAAGAUACUGAAGGGAAAAAGUUCCUUAGAUCUAGGAAUAUAUCUGUAUAAAAUUAAAAGAAAUAAAAACAGAAACAAAACAGAACUUCUAGAU